Amborella trichopoda is the source of this 1521-nucleotide messenger RNA. Lineage: Eukaryota; Viridiplantae; Streptophyta; Magnoliopsida; Amborellales; Amborellaceae. The record is from RefSeq and is a predicted model, not a curated record.
UGGGACGAUUUUGCGAUCAAUGCGCCAAAAACCCAGUAGGAAGAGUACUGCAGCCAUAAACAAACCCUGCAACAGUUCACCCUUCUUACAUUGAAGCACAAAAAGCACCCAUAAGAAAAUCUUUCUCUAUGCUGUGUUUGGUAGGUCCUUCAUUAACGACACGUUAAACGGCUCUUUGUUUAUUCUUUCACCCCGCAAAACCUUGGACACAGCCAAGCAUGGGGAACGCUUCUUUUCCCAUUCUGGCUAUGGAUUCUCCAAAACAUUCUGAAACUUCUUCUUCAUCCUCCAAUACCACCCAUUUUCAGUUACCUUGGGAUUCACAGGCAUUCCGCCAUCUCUCUUCUUCAGUCUCUGGCUUCAUCGACGGUCUUCUGCCUAAAACAGGUCCUGCACAAAAGUGGUUAACAGAGUUAGGGAGCAGGAUUGAAGCGAAGAGGUGUUUUGGGAGAGUUUCAAUGAAUUGGCCGAGGCCUGGGCUCCUCUUUGCUGCCAUCUCUCAGGAAAUGAGGCAACCAAAGCAUGUCUUUGACAUUGCUUUGAGCCCAGAAUAUGUUGCCAAGACUCUCUCUGGGACAUCAGUAUACACUGUCAGUAAUUCCAACAAUGAGUUUGUAUUGAUUUCAGAUCCCAGUAGUCAGAAGUCACUUGGGUUACUCUGUUUUAGACAGGAGGAUGCAGAGGCCCUUCUAGCACAGGCAGGUUCACCCUCCACCAAGUAUCGUGGAACUUGUGUUAAGCUACGCCAACCAGUUUUAGGGAGAGGUGCAAGGGUUGUGCCUAUAGCCCUUGAACAGGUGUAUAUGCUGAAAGUUGAAGGGAUUGCAUUCCGUUUUCUACCAGAUCCGGUUCAAGUGAGAAAUGCCAUGGAGCUAAAGAAUUCAGAUCUUUCAAAGGCCUUUGAUGGUGUUCCAGUAUUUCAGUCUGAUCUUUUGGUUGUUAAGAAGAGGAAUAGGCGCUAUUGCCCCCUAUACUUCCAAAAGGAAGAUAUCGAGCGAGAACUUUUGAAGGUCUCGAGGGCAUCAAGAGGACCAGCCUCAUCUCAGCGCAUUGUGGUCGGAAGCUUAGAAGAUAUUCUCAAGAAAAUGGAGUUGAACAAGAGAAACUCUGGAUGGGAAGAUCUGAUCUUUAUUGCACCUGGAAAAAGCUAUUCCCAGUAUUUUCAGGAAGUCACUGUAUGAGCCAGAUGAUGCUUUGAAUUUGGGAUUCUCACCUUUGAAUCAAUGCAUAGGAGAGCUCGCACAAAUAGAAAAAUGGCACAGGUUUCUCUCGUUUCCAUCCUAGUGUUUUGGUGAUCGCAGAUAAAACAAAAAAAUGGAGGGAGACCGCGAUGAGUAAGAGACUCAUUUUUUUCCAGAUAAAACAAGUACUGUGAGAAUUUCUUGCAAGAGAGGUAACACAUAAUUCAACCAAGAAGGUUAGAUGUCUGGAAUCCUCUUAAAUGUAAGGUCAAAUGUACAACUGUGUACCGUUGAAUAGCAUUGAAGUAUAAUAUGAAUUACUUUGAAAUUCCUCAUGAAG